This is a messenger RNA of Microdochium trichocladiopsis, 1509 nucleotides long. RefSeq names its product ABC transporter. Lineage: Eukaryota; Fungi; Ascomycota; Sordariomycetes; Xylariales; Microdochiaceae. Bases 85 to 1176 code for a protein of 363 amino acids. The transcript is spliced from 2 exons. The record is from RefSeq and is a predicted model, not a curated record.
GCACCUGGCAUCUGUGAUCAUGACUGUCCCCCGCAAGCGCCAAUUCGUAGUUUGCAAAGCGAAAAGGAUCGUUCUCACCAUACAAUGCCGUCGACACGCACUCUCCUCCAGGCUCUCCUACUUGGAGUAGGAAGCUGUGCCGCCAAUCCACUCGUUGCAUCCAACUCCGGCCCGGAAGUCGAGACCCGGACCCUGGAAGAGAUUCAUCAAGCAGCUCUCAAGGAGGGCGGCAUCGUGACAUUAUGGCAUGGCGGAGAUGAGACUACCCAGCAGAACACGCUGAAGCAAGCUUUCGAAGCACGCUUCCCUGGCAUGACCCUCAAUUCUACGGUCGAUCUGUCCAAGUACCACGACGCCGCCUUGGACGAGCAACUCGCCAACAACAACGUCUACGUUGAUUCGAUCAUCCUCCAGACGGUUCAAGACUACCCUCGUUGGAAUGAGGAAGGGGCUCUUCUGCAGUACGCUCCUCUCGGCUUCAACGAGGUAGCUCCGGCCUACAAGGACUCUCUCGGCGCGACUUACUACGGCGUGGCCAUCAAUGGCUGGAAGUUCAUUGUGAACACGAACAAGUCCAACGUUGCGCUUAACGAGUGGGAAGACUUCCUGAAUCCGGAGUUGAAGGACAAGCUUGUUCUUACCUAUCCGAAUGACGACGAUGCCGUGUUGUGGGCUUUCGACCUCAUCCUCGAGCGCUACGGCACUGGCUUCUUCGACCGCCUCCUCGCGCAGAACCCUCGCUGGGUCCGCGGCACGGCGACACCCUCCACCAUCCUCCGGCAGGCAAACUCCACCUAUGCCGCCACCUUCACCUCGGGGGGCGGAUUCGUGUCUUCCAACGGAGUCAACUUCACGCUUCCGACCCAGGGCCCCUUCGUCACCUGGGCCCAGACCGCCGCCAUCCUCAAAGACGCCCCGCACCCCGAGGGCGCGAAGCUCCUGCACGGCUUUCUCCUCAGCACCGAGUGGCAGCAGCCCAGGGGCUGGUCGGUGCGGCGCGAUGUGCCGCUUCCGGCUAACUUCCCCUUUGGCGAGCUCGACGACAACAAGAACACAAACGCUGGGGCUUUUAUGCCGUUCAUGGUGGACAGGGCAAGGGUUGGCCGGCUGAAGGACUGGCUCGAGAGCAAGAUCGGCACCCCGCAAGGACUCUCCCCUCUCAAGGACGGGAUCUAAUCGGUAAUAAUUAGAUCGUAUUCCGAACCGGGCCAGUGGGGGGUUCUUUAGGUAGGAGGGCUGCGUAAAUAAGGUCACAUAAUCGGGCCAGGAACUCGGGCAGAUGAGCAAAGGAGGGAGCAGCUGGGUAUAUUAGGAAGUCAUUGCCAUAGAACCCGGUGCGAGAAUACUCGACAAAACUUUGGGGUCCGAGCUAGUACGAUCCGUAUCGUUUGGGUGUUUUGUUCAUCAUGUGAAAGAGCAGCUUUCUCGAAAGACUCACAAGUGCUACAGUUACUGGCCACCUUUGAUAAGAGGUGCUUCAAUGAGCGUGAGGAUAGUGUGGGAUGCCUU